This is a messenger RNA of Carassius gibelio (silver crucian carp), 5079 nucleotides long. RefSeq names its product NACHT, LRR and PYD domains-containing protein 12. The record is from RefSeq and is a predicted model, not a curated record. Gene Ontology annotation, molecular function: protein binding. NCBI's taxonomy places the organism in Eukaryota, Metazoa, Chordata, Actinopteri, Cypriniformes, Cyprinidae. The transcript is spliced from 11 exons. The coding region runs from base 1175 to 4315 and encodes 1046 amino acids.
AAAUAGCAGUGUCUACCUUUGACUGUACAAACUCAAAACUAUUUUGUACAAACAUUUUUUUUUCUGGGAUUUAGCAAUCCUGUGAAUCACUAAACUAAUAUUUAGUUGUAUGACCACAGUUUUUUAAAACUGCUUGACAUCUGUGUGGCAUGGAGUCAACCAACUUGUGGCACCUCUCAGCUGUUAUUCCACUCCAUGAUUCUUUAACAACAUUCCACAAUUCAUUCACAUUUCUUGGUUUUGCUUCAGAAACAGCAUUUUUGAUAUCACCCCACAAGUUCUCAAUUGGAUUAAGGUCUGGAGAUUGGGCUGGCCACUCCAUAACAUUAAUUUUGUUGGUUUGGAACCAAGACUUUGCCCGUUUACUAGUGUGUUUUGGGUCAUUGUCUUGUUGAAACAACCAUUUCAAGGGCAUGUCCUCUUCAGCAUAGGGCAACAUGACCUCUUCAAGUAUUUUAACAUAUGCAAACUGAUCCAUGAUCCCUGGUAUGCGAUAAAUAGGCCCAACACCCUAGUAGGAGAAACAUGCCCAUAUCAUGAUGCUUGCACCUCCAUGCUUCACUGUCUUCACUGUGUACUGUGGCUUGAAUUCAGAGUUUGGGGGUCGUCUCACAAACUGCCUGUGGCCCUUGGACCCAAAAAGAACAAUUUUACUCUCAUCACUCCACAAAAUGUUCCUCCAUUUCUCUUUAGGCCAGUUGAUGUGUUCUUUGGCAAAUUGUAACCUCUUCUGCACAUGCCUUUUUUUUAACAGAGGGACUUUGCGGGGGAUUCUUGAAAAUAGAUUAGCUUCACACAGACGUCUUCUAACUGUCACAGUACUUACAGAAGUGAAUCAGUGUCCGAAGAUGAAUUCAGAGCCGAAUCUGGAUUCACUGGAUGAAAGUCAAAACAGAAAUGAAAUUUACAGAUGUGGUUUCUGUCACAAACGACUGAAGUCCAGAACAUCUAGUUGAGACACUUUGUUUAGUUCUACAGAACAAUAUCUUAAUAUUUAUCUUUAACUUAUGUUUAUAUUUUAACAUUCUAUAUUCAUAUCUUCACAGAUCAACAUGAAUGUUCAGAGACAGAAGAGAAACAGAGAAAAAAACAAGUCCAGAGGAAUGACCAGGCUGCCACUGGAAUCAACUUGAAUAUAAAUGCUGACACAUGUGCAAGUGUAAAUGCUCCAUUAAUGAUUGGAAACACCUUUAAAAAAGAAGUAUACAUUUGUCCUGCAAUAAAUGAAAAACAGGAACCCUCAGAGACGGCAGAGGAACGGAGAGAAAAACAAAACAGAUUGAGGCUGCAAUUCUUGAAAACUCACAAAACCAAAAUGAAGAAAAAAGCCAAAUAUAUUUUUGAGUACAAGAAUGAUAAGGAAGUACAUCUCAAAGAUGUUUACACAGAACUGUUCAUCACAGAAGGAGAUAUGAAAGAUGUCAAUCACGAGCAUGAGAUUCAACAGAUUGAUGAUGCUCUAAAGACCCAGAACUCACAGGAUAGACAAAUUAACUGCAAUGACAUAUUUACAUCAUUAAGCAGAAAAAAUGAGGAAAAGAUUGUGCUGACCAAGGGCAUUGCUGGCAUUGGAAAAACAGUGUCUGUGCACAAGUUCAUCCUGGACUGGGCAGACGAAGAAGCCAAUCAGGAAAUAGAAUGUGUGUUCCUGCUUCCAUUCCGAUAUAUGAACUUAAUGACAAAUAAAGAACUCAGUCUCCAUGAAUUUCUGGUGAAAUUUUAUCCUGAACUGAAGGACUUGGAUGAAGCAAUGCUAUAUAAGGAAUGUAAGCUUGCAUUUAUAUUUGAUGGACUUGAUGAGAGUCGCCUGCCUCUAAAUUUUAAAAGUAGUUUUCUGAACACUGUUGAUGAAAGAGCAUCUGUAGAUGUGCUGUUUACAAGUCUGGUCAAAGGGACAUUGCUUCCAUCAGCUCUCAUCUGGGUGACCUCACGACCAGCAGCGGCCAAUCUGAUCCCUCCAGAGUAUGUAGGUUUGUUCACAGAGGUGCGAGGAUUCACUGACGAACAGAAGGAGGAGUACUUCAGAAAGAGAAUCACAGAUGAAAGUCUGGCCUCCAUAAUCAUCUCACACAUUAAGAAAUCUCGUAGUCUCUACAUAAUGUGCCACAUUCCUGUGUUCUGCUCGAUCACAGCCAUAGUUCUUCAAGAUAUUCUCAAGAACAAUACAGAGAACAUCAGCACAACACUCACUGAAAUGUACAUUCACUUCCUGCUGAUACAGAUGAAAAUAAAGAACCGGAAGUAUGAUGAACAAGAAGAAAGGGAACGUAUAAAGCUCUUAGGUUCAAAUAGAGAAAUGCUUUUAAAAUUAGCCAAAUUAGCGUUUGAACAGCUGAAGAGGGAGAACGUUGUAUUCUAUGAGGAUGAUUUGGAAGAAUGUGAUAUUAGGGUGAAUGUAGCCACUGAGUUUACAGGAAUGAUUGCUGAGAUCUUUAAGGAGGAAUAUGGACUUCACGAGACAAAGUUCUUCUGCUUUGUGCAUCUGAGUGUUCAAGAGUUCCUCGCUGCACUGCAUGUGUUCAUCUGCUACCUGAACAAGAACAUGCAGGAGCUUCAGUUUUUCUUUGAUGAGCCAAAAGAAAAUGUCACAUUGCAGGAGAUACUGCAGAAAGCUGUUGAUAAAGCUAUAAAGAGUGAGAAAGGACAUCUGGACUUGUUCCUGCGGUUUCUAAUGGGCAUUUCACUGAAAUCUAGUCAAAACCUGCUCAAAGGCUUGUUCACAUACCCUGAAGCCUCAACAGAAAGCACCACACAAAUAGCUGAAUACAUUAAACUAGUGCAAAAUGAAUACAAUAUUUCAGAUGAAAGGUCAGUCAAUCUAUUUUACUGUCUACUUGAGCUCAAGGAUCAUUCAUUAUAUGAGGAAAUCCUGAGUUACCUCAGUUCAGAUAAACAUCCAGGAAAAAAACUCUCAUCUUCAAUGUGCACAGUGCUAACCUCAGUGCUGCUCAUGUCAGAGAAGGUGCUGGAUGAGUUCAACCCAAAAAAAUUCACAUCAUCACAAACAGACUACAAUAGACUCAUUCCUGCUAUGAGAUGCUGCAGAAAAGCACUAUUUGACAACUGUGGUCUUGAUGAAACAUGCUGUGGAACUGUAUCUUCUGCUUUACAAGCAUCAAACUCCCAUCUGGUAGAGCUGGACCUGAGUAGCAAUAACUUAGGAGAUUCGGGAGUGAAGCUGCUUGAACUGGAGAGAUUACACUGUCAACUAAAAAUACUGAGGAUAUGUGGAUGUAAUCUCACUGCUCAUUCCUGUACAAGUUUAUCUUCAGCUCUAGAGUCUCCAAACUCCCAUCUGAAUGUGCUGGACCUGAGUAACAAUGAUCUGCAGGAUUCAGGAGUGGAGCUGCUUUCUGAAGGACUGAAGAGUCCAAACUGUCAGCUGACGAUACUGAGAUGUUCCAUAUGUUAUCUCACUGCUCAUUCUUGUGGGAGUUUGUCAUCAGUUUUACAAUCCUCGAACUAUGUGCUGAGAGAGCUGGACCUGAGUAAUAAUGACCUGCAGGAUUCAGGAGUGAAGAUUCUUUCUGAAGGACUGAAGAAUCCAAACUUUCAGCUGAAGAUACUGAGGUUGUCUGGAUGUAUGGUGACAGAAGAAGGCUGCCAUUAUUUGUCUUCAGCUCUGACUUCUAACCCCUCACACCUGAUAGAGCUGGAUCUGAGCUACAAUUACCCAGGAGAUUCAGGAGUCAAGCUGCUCUCUGAAAAACUGCAGGAUCCAAACUGCAAACUGGAUAAACUUAAUGUGGAUCAUGGAGGAGAAUCCAGGAUUAUAGCAGGGCUAAAAAAAUAUGCCUGUUUUCUCACACUGGAUCAAAACACAGCAAAUACUCAACUCAAUUUGUCUGAAGAGAAAAGAAAGGUGACAUGUUUGGAUGAGAAACAGUCAUAUCCUGAUCAUCCAGACAGAUUUGAUGUGUAUCCUCAGGUGUUGUGUACAGAGAGUUUUUAUGGACGCUGUUACUGGGAGAUUGAGUGGAGUGGUGAUGAUGGUGUGUAUAUAGCAGUGUCGUAUAAGAGCAUCAGCAGGAAGGGAGAUGGUGAUGAGCAAUGGUUUGGAUGUAAUGAUCAGUCCUGGAGUUUGAUCUGCUGUCCUGACAGAUACUCAUUCAGACACAAUAAGAUAGUGACUUGUCUCUCUGUGAAGCCCAUCAGUCGUAGAAUAGGAGUGUAUGUGGAUCACAGUGCAGGAACUCUGUCCUUCUACAGCGUUUCUGACACAGUGAGACUCAUCCACACAAUCCAGACCACAUUCACUCAGCCACUCUGUCCUGGGUUUAAAGUUUAUUAUAAAUCAUCUGUGAAACUGUUUUGAUAAUUGAUGGGAGAUUCUACCAAUAAUGCUUUGAGCUGCAUGAUAAAUCAGUAACAGUGAGGUGUUAGAUGUUAUUUCUCUAAAAUACAUUAAUACCGCAGCUGAACUUAUGUCAGUGAAAAAUAGAAUAAACAAAAUGUGUGUAAUAAAUAUUCAUAUAAACAAUAAGAUCAGUGUGUGUUUGUGCAAAAGCAAACUGUGUGUUGCUUCAAGAGUGCAACCGUACAUUUGUGUUGUGCGUUUAUUCUUAUAUAUUCAUUUAUUGAUUUUUUAUUAUUUUUCAUAUAAUCAUUUAUUCCAUUAAAUCAUAUGAUAGUUUAUGAUAAUCAUUUUAACCAUUUAUAUACUAAUUUCAUUGAUUUGUUCAUUAAUUUGUCAUUUAUAUUAUUGUUUUUUAUAUAUAUUUUACCAUUGUUGAUUAGUCUUAUGAUGUGUGUCUUUUAAGAGCCAUGUGUCACAGCCACUUGUUGGUGUGCCAGUGUUAGCAGAGGGCACUCUUUUGAACUCUCGAUUGUUUGCAUUGAACUCCAACUCCCAUCACCCUUUGCCUAGACUAUCUUAUUGUCCUCAGCUGUGGGUGCUAACUCCUUAAGCCCACCUGUAUAUAUACAAGAUACUGAGUUUUGGUUUGUGGAAGAAUUGUUUUGUGUUUUUUAUCUUUGCUGGUGUCCGAUUUGUUUCAUCUUGUGUGAUGUUUUUGCCCCUUUUGUCUUGUGUAUUACGAUUUUGGGUUUCUUUAUUAAAUAAUGCAUGUGGAUCUUUCA